GCUGAGGAAUUGAUUCAAUAAUCAGUUAUUGCAUUGCCUAAUAUAUCUUGUUGAGAUUUCAUUUUCUUUUAUAUCUUUCUCCUUCCAUCGACAAUAAUAUUGUCCGGAGCUUCAGUUUCGUUAAUUUGAAUUUGUCCGUCAGCACUUGCAGCCUUCAGUGCAAGGCUCGAUCUGUUAAUUCUUCAGGCGCUAGCUGAUAAUCAGUUCUGCACUUAGCAGGUCGAUACAUGCAAGAAUAUAUCGACAAAGAAGUUGGCUUCACAUAAAGUGCAAGUAUUGUAGACAGAAAGUGUUGGUUGACGGAUUCAUGAUAUCAUGAACUACAACACGAAUGAGCAGAGGAGAAUUGCAUCUGUUUGGAACUUUGUUACGAUAAUACCAAAACCAUUGAACCUAGCUCAACCAUCGAUCUCCUCAAAUCUAGCUAGCAGUAUGUCUAGUCCUCUUCGGCUCCUUCCAUUCCUGCUCUUCUUCGUUCUCGCAACUCUCUUCGGUCCCUCUCAGGCCGAUGUUGGCACCGCUGCCCACUACAGCCCACCGUAUCUGCCUACGUCCUGCUUUGGUAGCGAUCCGUCGCAGUUUCCUUCAAGCAACCUGUUUGGGUCAGCCGGAGAAGGAAUAUGGGACAACGGAGCAGCCUGUGGCAGGCAGUAUCUGGUGAGGUGCAUAAGCGCCGCUGUCCCGAAAACUUGCAUUCCGGGGCAGACGAUUCAGAUCAAGAUUGUGGAUCGCGCGCUUUCUUCUAAGUCUAGGCCUUCGAGGAAUGAUGCUACCAUGGUGCUUUCCACAACUGCAUUUGCCGCCAUCGCCAACUCUUCUGCUUCAUUUGUUAACGUUGAAUUUCAACAGGUUUGAAGGGAAAUUAUUACAUGGUCCUGAACUAUAGUACACGUGGUGACUUGUAGUGAUUUCUGAUUGGUCUCUUAAAUUAAUUUUUCUUUUAUUUUUUCACUCUUGCAUGUACCCCACUACAUUCUAGUGAUAUUAUUGGUUAGAACCACCUAAUAA
Rosa chinensis is the source of this 1008-nucleotide messenger RNA. Its product is annotated as EG45-like domain containing protein. The transcript has 5 exons. The coding region runs from base 316 to 855 and encodes 179 amino acids. The record is from RefSeq and is a predicted model, not a curated record. Lineage: Eukaryota; Viridiplantae; Streptophyta; Magnoliopsida; Rosales; Rosaceae.